This is a messenger RNA of Impatiens glandulifera, 1996 nucleotides long. Its product is annotated as protein ETHYLENE INSENSITIVE 3-like. The transcript has 2 exons. NCBI's taxonomy places the organism in Eukaryota, Viridiplantae, Streptophyta, Magnoliopsida, Ericales, Balsaminaceae. Bases 244 to 1761 code for a protein of 505 amino acids. Gene Ontology annotation, molecular function: DNA binding; DNA-binding transcription factor activity. The record is from RefSeq and is a predicted model, not a curated record. Gene Ontology annotation, cellular component: nucleus.
GAUAAUUCUAUUCACUCACUAACAAUACAAAUAUAGACCCCCCACCCCCAUUUCUUUCUAUUUUAUUCCCUCCCUCUCUUUCUCUUGGCGGAAAAAGGGUUUGCAAGUUGGGAAACUGUUCAGCCGCCCCCCGGUUGGAAUAGGUGUUGAAGUUACGAGAUCUAAUCUAUGUAGUUGUUGAUCUGAAGAUCUGUGCUCAAAUAUCAGUGUUUCUCAUUUGAUCCGUUUGGAAAAAAGCAAGAGAUGUCGAUCGGUGUGAUGAAAAUGUUCGACGAUAUGGCGUUUUGCGGUGAUCUGGAUCUGUUUUGCGCACCUUUGGCCGAUGAUAUGACUAUGAUCCCACAACCUGAGACAGAUCCGGUCGAUGAUGAUUAUUCGGAUGAAGAUAUUGAUGUCGAUGAGCUUGAAAGGAGGGUUUGGAGAGACAAAAUGCGUUUGAAACGUUUAAAGGAGAUGAAUAAAGGGAAAGAAGGAAUGGAUUCAGCAAAACAGAGACAAUCACAAGAACAAGCUAGGAGAAAGAAGAUGUCUAGAGCACAAGAUGGGAUCUUGAAAUACAUGUUAAAGGUUAUGGAAGUUUGUAAAGCUCAAGGAUUUGUUUAUGGAAUCAUCCCUGAGAAAGGUAAGCCAGUUAGUGGAGCUUCAGAUAAUCUCCGGGAAUGGUGGAAAGGCAAAGUUCGAUUUGAUCGAAAUGGUCCUGCUGCGAUCACGAAAUACCAAACUGAUCAUGCCAUUCCUGGGAAAGACGAUGGACUGACUGCGGUUGGCCCGACACCACACACUUUGCAGGAACUGCAGGACACCACUCUCGGGUCUCUGCUCUCGGCCCUGAUGCAACACUGCGAUCCGCCUCAGAGGCGAUUCCCUUUAGAAAAGGGAGUCGCCCCGCCUUGGUGGCCUACUGGAACCGAGGAUUGGUGGACUCAUUUGGGUCUUCAAAAGGAACAAGGUCCACCUCCUUACAAGAAACCGCAUGAUUUGAAAAAGGCGUGGAAAGUUGGAGUUCUGACUGCGGUUAUAAAGCAUAUGUCGCCUGAUAUAUCGAAAAUUCGUAAGCUUGUUCAACAAUCGAAGUGUUUGCAGGAUAAGAUGACGGCUAAGGAGAGUGCUACUUGGCUUGUUAUUAUUAACCAUGAGGAGGCUUUGGCUCGAGAGCUUUACCCCGAUUCGUGCUUGCCUCCUUCAAAUGUUUGUGGUUCUUUCGUAAUCAACGAUGGUAUGGAGUAUGAUGUGGAAGGUGUUUAUGACGAACCUGAACAGAAACCUAGGUUACCUGAAAUGGCGACGAAUUUGGAUUUCUCGAGGAAGAGGAAACCUAGUAAUGAACUGAACAAUCCGAUUGACCCUAAGAUGUAUAGAACCAACCAGCCUUCGGUUAUUGGAAUGUCUGCGUUUCCUCCUGUCAACGAUGCUAAACCGGUCUUUUUCCAUCAGCAGUCGAGUCCAAUACAGCCAAUAUCAUUUGAUCUUGCUGGAUAUGGAGUUCCGGAAGAUGGGCAAAAGGUGAUAAACGAUCUAAUGUCAUUUUACGAUACGAAUGUGGUAGAUAAACCGAAAGGUCAGAUUCAGAUUCAAAAUCUGCAGCAGCCGAAUGACGGUUAUAUGAUAAACGGUGGUCAAGCUCAAGCUCAAGUUGACUCGAGCUACUUCGAGAGCUUUCAUAUGAUGUUUGGAUCGCCAUCGCCGUUUAAUCCACAUCCCGGAAUUGUGGAUUAUACAGAGGGGUUGCCAGGGAAGCAGGACAAUCCAAUCUGGUUCUAGAAAAAGGGUGAAUCUAUGUGUUUAAGGUUGUUUAUUUAAGUAGAUGUUGUUUUUUAAGUAGAUGUUGUUAUUAUUAAAUCUGUUGUUUUUAAGGUAAGGUGUGUUUGUAAAUCUAGAUUAUUAUGGCCUUUUGUUCUUACAAUGGCCUUAAUAUGCUUUUGGUAUGCUUUCUUUGGUAUGGAACUCUUCUAUGUAAUAUAAAUAAAUUUUGUAAUAUACAUGUGUUUCUUUAUCU